AUGUUAAUUGCCAACCUUGCGAAGUCCAGCAAAAUAAGCCGGCUUCUUACAUUGAAGCGAAAAAUCCCGGAGUCUGUGUCUAGCUCAGCUUUUGCCAUUGAUCAACUGAUGGAUUGUUUUGUGAAAGGCGCAGAAGGUGCUCUCAACAAACAUGCCAAUUAUGAUUAUCUAUCAUAUCUAUUUGCCGAUCUAUCCAAGUCUGAAGAGGGCCGCGCGUAUUUUACGACUAGACAGGACUACGACGGCGUUGUGCCAGUCACGAAGCUGACUGUAUUUACAGAGCACAAGAGCACGGUGCGGAGAAAGGGGGUUGCCUCAACUAUCAAAAACGUCGCAUUCGACGUCCCUUUCCAUACCGUGCUCCUCUCCGAAGAUGGUGCUAACAUCUUACCCUAUAUACUGUUGCCAAUUGCUGGACCAGAAGAGUUUGCUGAGGAAGAGUCAAUGGACAUGCUAGCGGACCUUCAAUUGCUCCCACCAGACAAAAAGAGAGACAGUGACCACAGCAUUAUAGUCACCCAUCUUGAAACUCUCUUGUUGCUCACAACCACACGAGAGGGGCGAGAUAUCAUGAGGGCAAUUAAGGUCUACCCAAUCAUCCGCGAGUGUCAUCUCCACGUUGAUAACGAGGAUGUCCAAGAGGCCUGCGACAGGCUGGUCCAGGUUAUAAUGCGUGAGGAAGAGGGUGAAGAAAGCACAAAUGCAUUGCCGGAAAACGGCGGCAACACAAAUGGCCAGCGACAAGAGGAUGAGGAAGAGAAGGUUGUGGAGCUGUUUUGA
Messenger RNA from Aspergillus melleus, 780 nucleotides. It is a transcript of the gene HGH1, whose product is annotated as protein HGH1. NCBI's taxonomy places the organism in Eukaryota, Fungi, Ascomycota, Eurotiomycetes, Eurotiales, Aspergillaceae. The coding region runs from base 1 to 780 and encodes 259 amino acids. The transcript has a single exon. The record is from RefSeq and is a predicted model, not a curated record.